GGUUAUAGUUUUAGCCUCUGACCUUGAAAUUUGGUUGGCUGCUCCUAAAAGAAACCCAGUUUUUCAAACUUCCCUCUCAACUUGGCUCCAAUCUCUUCCUUUCCCAUCAGAUUUUUCAUUUCCCUGCAAAUUUUCUCGCGAACCAAACAGAAAAUGGAUUCUGCCUUCCAAGCACAACCAAGAGAAUCCAUGAGCCUUAUGGAGCUUCUCCACAUCCAACCCAAGGAACUAUCAUUUUUAUUUGAAUUGGGAAAGCGCCUCACAAGCGAAAUUCAACUAGUCAAUAACACACAACACUAUGUUGCCUUUAAGGUUUUAACCACUCAUCCUAAGAAGUAUUCGGUUCAAUGGCCAAACGGAAUUAUUUGGCCGAAUUCAACAUGUGAAGUGAUUGUUACAAUGCAAGUUCAAAGGACGGCUCCAUCUGACAUGGGUUGUAAAGACAAGUUUUUAAUACAAAGUACAGUGGUUCCUUCUUGGACAGUAAGAGAGAAUAUUACUUCAAGUAUGUUUUUAAGAGAAGAGGGCAAGUAUGUUGAAGAGAAGGUGUUAAAAGUGGAAUUUGUUAGCCCCCCGUUGCAAAUUUAUGCACCAUUCAAGGAGAAAGAGGGCCUCUCCCACAAACCUCCCAAGCUCACAAAUCAAAAUAAUAUUGUACAAUUUGACCAAACUACCCCUGAGCUCCAAGAUCAAAACGCUGCGUCCAGGCCUUUCCUUUUGAAAUUGAAAGUCGAAUAAAACCAUGGCCAAAUUGCAAAAUACAUAAUACCAAUUCUUUUGAGUUUUGUACCUUUCUUCCUC
Messenger RNA from Momordica charantia (bitter melon), 801 nucleotides. Its product is annotated as vesicle-associated protein 3-1-like. The record is from RefSeq and is a predicted model, not a curated record. Gene Ontology annotation, biological process: endoplasmic reticulum membrane organization. NCBI's taxonomy places the organism in Eukaryota, Viridiplantae, Streptophyta, Magnoliopsida, Cucurbitales, Cucurbitaceae. Gene Ontology annotation, cellular component: endoplasmic reticulum membrane; plasma membrane.